AUGACGGAGAAGAAAAUUAAAGAGAAAAUCAAAAAGCGGGAGCGCAUUGCCGCAUCAUUAAAGCGGCAUGCGCUAUUUCUGGGUAGUUUCGUUCCGGAUGUCCAUACGGGGGAAGUUCAGUCGAGGCUGGAUAAAAUCGAAACUAAAUUUGAAGAGUUUGAGGAGGUUCAGGAAGAGAUUGCGGAAUUGGAUGUAGAAGGGAAUUACAAGGAAGACUGUAGUACGGCCUAUGAAGAGUUUGAAAGGUUGUACUAUCGGUUACGGGCUGCGUUGCUGGCAAAACUGGAACCGGAACAUACGGCGGUGGAUUUGAACAACACAAUACGGAACGGUCAAGCAUUGGGAGCUCACACUGGCGUUCGUUUACCGCAGAUUUCGCUACCGGAGUUCGAUGGCGACUACAAGGUGCGGUUGUCUUUCAAAUCAACGUACGCGUCGCUGAUCCACGAGUCUGGGGAGCUCAAUGAUGUUCAAAAAUUUCAUUACCUCAAAUCUGCGCUGAAGGGGGAAGCAGCGAAGCUCAUUGAAUCGCUCACGCUCACCAAUGAAAACUAUCCGAUCGCUUGGAGCACGAUCACGAAGCGGUACUCCAAUGAGUAUCUGCUCAAGAAGCAGCAUCUGCAGGCACUAAUGGAGUACCCAAAGGUGGAGAAGGAGUCGUCAACUGCCAUUCACGCGUUAGUGGAUGAGUUUGAACAGCGGUUGAAGAUCUUGAAGCAGCUAGGAGAAAAGACCGACGAUUGGGGAGCAAUGAUCGUUCAUUGGAUGUGUUCUAAGUUGGACAUGAAGACGCUACAGCUCUGGGAGGACCAUGCAGCGUCAACGAAGGAUCCUACGUUCGCAAUUUUAGUGAGUUUUUUAGAAAAGCGGACAAGAGUGUUGGAAGCGGUUUCACCGAACGUCGAAGUGAGGAGCAGCUCACAAAAGGUGGAAGUUAGGCGACAGAAUGUCAUUGUGCAUUCGGCUACGGAAGGUGAAAGGGGUGGUUCUGCAUGCUUUUGUUGCGGGGAAUCGCAUUUCUUGGGACGGUGCGGCAAGUUUACUAAAAUGACUUUGAAGGAAAGGUUGCAGUUUGUGAAUGCCAAACGAUUAUGCAGCAAUUGUCUAAAAUCUGGCCACUGGGUACGCGAUUGUAGUUCAAAAUUCAGCUGCCGGGACUGCAGCAAGAGGCACAAUUCACUGAUUCAUCCAGGGUUUCCUUUGAGUAGUAGCGGGUCCGACAGAAACGAUUAUCCGAUCGGCAAGCCGGAGAGCAAACGGAACGAGAAGGCGAUCUCUGCAAACCUGGCUACUAAUGAGACGGAAGACGAUGAAGGAGAGAACGACGAACAUGGCGCGGUCGGAACAUACAACGUAGGGACCAAGUUCGGCAAAAUUUCAAGUGUUCUACUCUCCACGGUGGUAUUGGUCAUACGCGAUCAGCAAGGAGGAAAACAGUUGGCUCGCGCAUUGCUAGACAACGGAUCUCAAGCCAACAUCAUAAGCGAACGACUUGCUGGAAUGCUGAAUUUGAAACGGCGGACGAUAAACGUACCGAUAAGUGGCAUCGGUGAAUCGGAAACACGAGCAAGAUUCAUGGUAAGCACUGCCGUGAGCUCACGGGUUCAGGACUUCUCAGUGGGGAUGGAAUUUCUAGUUCUGCAAAAGGUUACUUCAAAUUUGCCAUCGACGCACGUGUCGAUAACGCACUGGAAGCUUCCAAACGACAUUCAGCUGGCAGAUCCAGACUUCAAUACCAGCAACAGAAUCGAUCUCUUGAUUGGAGCGGAACACUUCUACAGAUUCUUCUUCGAAAGGGAAAUGAAGCGAAUGUCUUUAGGACCGGGAAUGCCUAUGCUGAUCAACUCAGUAUUCGGAUGGAUUGUGUCUGGGAAGGUCUCAGAAACAGCAAACAAAACAAUUACCUGCUGCGUAGCGGCAACUCCGGAUUGUUUGGAAACACAACUGCAAAAAUUUUGGGAGGUUGAAAGCAACGAGGAUCGGCCACCAUGGUCGAAAGAGGAGCAGGACAGCGAAGAUCAUUUUCUUCGAACUUUCAGUCGCACGGAGGACGGCCGAUACGUAGUGCGAUUACCAAAACACGUCAAUUUCCAUCAAAUGCUAGAAGAUUCUCGUUCAGUAGCGUUAGCAAGGUUCAGGAACCUGGAGAAGCAGUUAGAACGGAACCCAGAGAUGCGUCUACAAUACAAUGCAUUUAUGCAGGAAUACUUAACUCUUGGUCAUAUGAGGGAAGUAACUGAAGAGGAACUUCUAAAGGAGACAGGCGCAACGAUUCCGAAAAGAGAGUAUUACUUGCCCCACCAUGCCGUGCUUAAGGAAUCCAGUACUACAACUAAAGUUCGCGUGGUUUUCGACGGCUCCGCCAGCACGGACAGCGGCUACUCGUUGAACGACGCUUUGCUAAAGGGUCCUGUGGUUCAAGAUGAGCUCCUCAGCCUUCUUCUGCGAUUCCGGAAGCAUGAAGUGGCACUAGUUGGCGAUGUCGAGAAGAUGUACAGACAGGUGCGUGUACAUAAUGACGAUACCGGAUUGCAGCGCAUCUUUUUUCGGUUUUCUCCUGAUGAACCUGUAAAGGUUUUUGAAUCAUCAACGGUCACAUACGGAUUGACACCUUCAUCGUUCCUGGCUAUACGUGCACUGCAUCAACUCGCAGUAGAUGAAGGCAAUGAAUACCCAGAGGCUGCUAACGCUAUCGUGUACGAUUUUUAUGUGGAUGACUACAUCGGUGGAGCACCCAGCAUAGACGAAGCCAUUCAGCUUCAAACGGACCUCGACUGUCUUAUGAAGAAAGGAGGAUUUUCUCUACGCAAAUGGUGUUCUAAUCGUCCAGAAGUCCUUGCAGCUAUUCCCCCCGAUCAACUAGGAACAAAUUUGUCGAUUUCUUUCGAAAUUAGCCCGGAUGAAAAGGUGAAAACUCUGGGAAUCACUUGGGAACCCGGUACGGACCAACUACGAUUUAUUUUCGACGCACCACAGUGCGAGCAAGUUUGGACAAGACGAAACAUUCUCUCGUCUAUUGCCAAACUUUUCGAUCCUCUGGGAUUGAUAUCACCAGUGAUUAUAGUAGCUAAAAUGCAGAUGCAAGAGCUCGCAUUACUCAACUCUGGAUGGGAUGCGCCAGUUCCAGCGGACAUAGAGAGAAAGUGGAAGGCGUUCUAUUCUCAUCUGGAUAAAAUUUCCGAGCUGCGUAUUAGCCGAUUUGCAUUAGUUUCAAAUUGGAUAGAUGUCCAAUUUCAUUGUUUCGCUGACGCUUCCACAUUGGCUUACGGUGCGUGUUUAUACGUGCGAACGACCAAUGAAGCUGGAAAUGUUCGGAUUGAACUCAUCGCAUCGAAAUCUCGCGUCGCUCCACUGAAGAGACUGACGCUGCCACGACUUGAGCUUUGCGCUGCCAAGGAAGCAGCCAUAUUGCAUUCGAAGGUAAUCAAAGCCCUGUCUUUGGAAAACGUCCGCUCGAUUUUCUGGACUGACAGUACAAUUGUCUUACACUGGCUACGAGCUCCACCAAACUCAUGGCAGACCUUCGUGGCCAACAGAGUAUCGACGAUUCAGACUAACACACAUGCACAUUCUUGGAGACAUGUGUCAGGGAAAGAAAAUCCAGCUGACCUAGUGUCCCGCGGAAUGGCGAUCGAGGAAUUUCUGAAUAGUCAGUUGUGGAAACAAGGACCUCCAUGGCUGCGUAAUAGUGAAGAUACCUGGCCCAGUGCAGCCGAGGACUACAAUCAUCACGAAGAACAGUUCAUCGGUUAUCGAGGAGUCCCUGCCGAAAUACACUCGGAUAAUGCCAAGAACUUCUCGGGGGCUUGCAACGAACUCAAAUCUCUCUACGACAUGCUGAAUAACCCGAACAGUCUCACCACCAUUAGCAACGAGCUGGCGCAGCAAGGAAUCAAAUGGCAGUUUAUUCCCCCACGUGCUCCCAACUUUGGAGGAUUAUGGGAAGCCGCCGUACGCUCUGUAAAAACCUCGCUCAAAGAAGAUAUCGGCCUUAAGCAGUUGAGUUACGACAACUUCGCCACCGUUUUGGUUCAAAUUACUGCUGCUUUGAACUCACGACCUCUCUCUCCGCUAUCAGACGACCCCACUGAAUUUGAAGCGCUAACCCCCGCACAUUUUUUGAUAGGCUCCGUCAUGAAAGCAAUUCCUGAGCCCAAUCUAAUAUCAAUUCCCACAAACCGCCUUGACCACUACCAGCAAAUACAGCAAAUGUUCCAGUGCUAUUGGCAACGGUGGAGCAAGCAGUAUUUGACACAGCUGCAAAUGACAACGAAAAGCCUGCCGGUUAACUUUUUCCAAAUCGGCAGCAUCGUCGUUCUACGCGAGGAUAACAUGCCUCCACUAUGUUGGCCAUUGGCAAGAAUCACUGGCCUACACCCCGGUCCAGACGGAGUUGUGCGUGUUGUAACGGUAAAGACGGCGACUGGAGUGUACAAGCGGGCGGUGAAUCGUGUAUGUCCGUUACCCACGGAUGACCUGGAUCGCCGAGUUACGAGAUCUACAAUGCCAGAUGGUGGCUCCAGAGAGGUUUUGAAUUAG
This is a messenger RNA of Aedes albopictus (Asian tiger mosquito), 4539 nucleotides long. RefSeq lists its product as uncharacterized. The coding region runs from base 1 to 4539 and encodes 1512 amino acids. Gene Ontology annotation, molecular function: nucleic acid binding; zinc ion binding. Gene Ontology annotation, biological process: DNA integration. The record is from RefSeq and is a predicted model, not a curated record. Lineage: Eukaryota; Metazoa; Arthropoda; Insecta; Diptera; Culicidae. The transcript is spliced from 2 exons.